Molecule: messenger RNA, 3853 nt
Organism: Petromyzon marinus (sea lamprey)
Lineage: Eukaryota; Metazoa; Chordata; Hyperoartia; Petromyzontiformes; Petromyzontidae
Gene: CFDP1
Product: craniofacial development protein 1
Cellular component (GO): Swr1 complex
Source: RefSeq, a predicted model, not a curated record
GUUACUACAGGACUUUGUCACACUCUAACCAAGGUGUGAAAAUAGAAAUAAAAAUUGUAAUCGUUGCAAACGAGUGGAAACCCCUGUCGCGAAACGACGUUGUACGAAACACGGCGAGGCAACGCGACCUGGUGUAUUUAUUUUAUUCGUGUCACGCGCGGCGUGUUGAAACGGAUUUGUGUGUGUGUGCGAAUGCUUUGGCAGGGGAAACGCGCGCCGUGUUCGCGUAAGGGCUAAAGGGGGCCUAACACGGGAGGCUUCGUCUAGACGCGAAUCGGCGCGGAAAGCAACGCUGGAAGGAUAAACAAUAGGGUUUAACAAUAAGAUUAAACAAUAGGAUACAACAGUAGGGUUAAACAAUAGGAGCAGAGGUAGAGGCGCACCCAGAGAGAGAGGGUGAGCUGAGGUCGACCCAGUAGCGGCAGGAGGAGCAGCGAUAACAGAACGCAAGAGGCGAAAGAGCAGCAGCAAGGAGGGUGAGAGAGGCAGAGGGAGCAGCAGCAAGAAAGGUGAGAGAGGCAGAGGGAGCAGCAGCAGCAGCCGCAAGAGGAUGUCCGACUCGGAGGACCUGAGCUCGGAGAAUGAUUCUGACUACGUGCCCUCGGCCGAGGAGUCGAGCGAUGACGAGGGGGAUCAGGCCGGGCAUGACGAGGUGGAGGAGGAUGGAGACGACGAGGUGGCGGCGGCAGCGAUGAAGAAGAAGGCUCCGUCGUUGAAAAAGCGGCGGGCGGCAUCCACCAAGGGAUUGCUGGGAGCCAGGAAGAGAACACGAAUUGGAGGCAUCCGGCUGUCGGGGGAUGAGGCUGAAGAGGAGUCUGGGGGUCAGGGGUCGCCUGGGCAGGAAGACGCUGAGGGCGCCGCGGUCGCCACGGAGACACCGGCCGAUUCCGGCAAAUCUAAGAGCCGCGCCGACGACCUCUGGGCCAGUUUCCUUAGCGACGUGGGCCAGAAGCCAAAGGCCAAGGAGGACGGCCAAGCGGAGGUCAACAAGACUCCCAGUCAAAGCUCGACGGCGGUGAAGACGGAGGCGCGGAAGGAGACGGAGAGGCCCAGGGAAGGAGCCAAGGUCUCCAUCACCAAGGUGUUUGACUUUGCAGGGGAGGAGGUCAGGGUCACGAAGGAGGUGGAUGCCGAGUCGAAGGAAGCACGCUCCUAUCUCAAGUCUCUGGAGGCGGAAAAGGAGGAGGGGAAGGAGGAGGAUGAGAAGGGAGGUUCUGGGUCUGGCACCGCCUCCACUGCUCCCUCACUUGCAUCGAAGCGGCCGGGCGGCGCGGCCGGCCUCAGCGCCGUGCUCGGCCAGAUCGGCGGCAAGAAGACGAAGAUGAGCACCCUGGAGAAGUCCAAGAUGGACUGGGACCAGUUCAAGGAGGUGGAGGGCAUCAGCGACGAGCUCGCCACACACAACCGCGGCAAGGCCGGGUACAUCGAGCGUCAGGCCUUCUUGGACCGAGUUGACCACCGCACGUUCGAGAUCGAGAAGAGCAUCCGCCUGACCAAGAGCAAGCGGUAGCGGGCAGCCGCCUCCUGUCAUCGGCGGCUCGGCGGGGCGGGGCAGUGGCACCGCCAUCGCCGCCGCCGCCACCACCACCGGCAACGCGGAGCCCUCGCUCGGACGCACGGUGCCACGACGCAAGCCUGGAAACAGCUGCUGGACGCAUUUAGAGGCUUGAGCGUGCGGCCCGCUGCGCCGGUGGUGGUGGUGGUGGGGGGGGGAGGAGGGUGGGGGGGGUUGAGAUGGCAGCUUUUGUUUCAGGCCGUGCGCUCAUUGCCGUAGCUUUACGCUGAGUGGGCCGUGACCCCCUGGGGUGUGUGGUGGGGGGCGGGAGGGCGGGGGGGCGGGGAACGUUGCAGGCCUCCAGCCAACGCCUGCCCACCCGCCCAGCUCCCAGUGUUUGCAGUUUCGCCGGCAAGGAUGUUCGCCCGUUUAAGUUUGGACAUCUGCGUUCUUAAUGUUGGGUUUCAGAAAGUAAAAAAAGUAAAAACGCCAGCGCAGGGGGCGUUUUGAGUAAAGCAGUCCCGGCGUCGUGCAGCCGCUCCGCUACUUGGAAGCGGCAGCACCAGGCCGCGACAGCGGCGAGUAAACAGACACACGGCGCUCUUGCCGGACCCCCUUUAACAUCGCGGGAACGUGUUUGGAGUAAAUUGGCGCGUUUUUUUUUGGUCGCUGUUUACGCGACUGCGGGGCCUUCCUGGGGGCUCCCCCUGCCACGGACGGCCACUGCUGCGCACGUUCGUCGCGACAUUUUUCCGUAAUUCUUUUAAUCGCUCGUUUUGGACGAUUGGAGAGCGGUGGCGGCGUUCGCCGUUUAACGGAGCGUGGGCCGCGGCGGAAACGAUCGCCGACGCUGGCCCGGGGGGGGGGGGGGGGGAAGGUAUGCCGCCCCCUGCCUGCCCUCCCCCCCUCCCGGGGUUAAAGGUCGCAUCUCUGCGCUCUCGGAGGGCAGCUGUGGUGCUGCUGCAUGUCGGGGUUGGUGGUGGCACGCUGGGGCUGGCGUCUGGCUGUGCGUCGGCGGCCUGCCUACCACCUUCCCGCCCUCGAUGACAGAGCCUUGGAAUUUUUUUUUUUUUAACAUUUUUCCAAAAUUGUUGUCGCGCGCCAAUCCCCCGGCGUUGAGCACGGGCGACCGAAAACCCUGGGCCCACCGCGCUGUCUGUGGAAGAGCCCCAGCUGCUGCCGAGCGAUGCCGGGGCGCUGUCGUCGUCCCGUCUGCCCGGCCCGGUGAUGUCACCUCCCUCUCCCACUGACCCCAUUACAUCACCGUCUCUUACAUCACCGCGGGGCCCCAUCUGGCGCGCUAUUUGUUUCAUUGAUUAUCUUCUCAUACAGCGAGGGGCCACCCCCCCCCCACCCAUCCCCAGCGAUCUCCACUCCCACAGGGAGCGGCUGUGCUCGACGGGGUGGGGGGUGGCGAGGGGGGGGGGGGGCGUCGUUCCACUGCGCGACAUCUACAACGGCAGCGGCGGCUUCGGGGGCGCGCUGGCGACCGUCCCGUUUAAAGUUACUUAAAUUUGUCAAAUAGCGGGAGAGAGACGGCAGGAGCCGCUGUCAUGGCGAUCGCGAGAUCAUGUUCAUAGUGUGUUUGCGAAUAAAGUAAAGCAUUUUAUACAAAUUCAAGUGAAACAUUUCUGAACGUUUUAGAAACUUUCAUCUACGCGGGCGUCGUGAUCCAACACUGGCUGCCUGCACCAUCGCGGUCCCACGCCUCUUCCCCCCCACUCCCACUCACCCCCCUCACCCUCCUCACCCCCACCACUACUGCCACCACUACCAGCCCGUGGGGUAGAACUGGAAGAGGGCUGAAGGGCCUUCUGUUCCAAGGGGAAGAUGAGCAAGUGGUUCGGGGGUCAGCGUCCGGUUUUGCUGAACACCAGCAGUUGAGUCCCCGUCUUAAUUCAAUGGGCAUGGCGCUGUGGUGUAACGGUUAUCGCGCUGCAAUUGCAAUGCAGAGGUCAACAGUUCGAUUCGACCUUCCGGCUCCGGCAGUUGAAACGGUGACGCGAGUUUAUUAAAAUCCCUUUGCCGCAGUUAAGUCAAGUCGGCAAGAUCUCUUGUGGUGGGGCAAAGUGUGGGGCAGUCCCUCUUUCACGGCGUCUUGGCUAAAUAACCUGUUGGGAGGCGGGGCGUGAGCGAGCAGUGACAGGGCUGGACCAUUUCACUCAAGCUUGGGGGGUAUCUUGACUCGAGGUGGUUUAUGCACCUGGCCACACACGUGGCCAUAUGCCUGGCUCUGUACUUGUUUCAUAACGCCGAAGUGGAAUGUUCCACUUGUGCUGCAAUUACGCCGAUGAAGAAGUAACCCUGAACACCCAUAAUCGUCAGAUUCCGCAAGCUAAGCAGGCGUGUUGAUCCUGG